AUGAAAUGUGUACGAGUGGAAAUGAAUAUUGAAAGUUCUCUUCGCCGAGAUAUAUGUGACGUUUUAAGUAGAAGUCAUAUGGAGGGAAGUAUGCAUAAAGAUGGAAUUCCUCUUUUAGAUUUUGUAAAAGUUAUGCGUAUGCCACAUGAAGAUAAAGAACAAGAAGAAGAGCAAAAAGCUCGAACUGCUUAUGAUUUGAUACGUAUGCGGUUGGAAAGAUUGCAGAAAAAUAUUGAAAAACCUGUUUCCAUACCACAACGACGAGAUGGUCGAAAGCCACGGCCGCCACCUGAUUUCGUCCGUAAUGUUGUUGGUUCAUCAGCCGCGGCCGGGAGUGCGGAAUUUCAUAUUUUCCGGAAUAAUCGAAAACGAGAAAUGGAUCGGUUGGAUUAUAUGCAUAAUAAAGCUUUACAAGAAGAGCUGGAUGAGAAAUUUUUGGCUGAAAAAAGAAGACGAGUGGAGGAGGAAGAAAGAAAAACAGCUAGAAAACGGUUAAAAAGACAGCGUUACAAAAAAAAGAUGAAAAGCCUUAAAAAGAAGAAGGAAGAGGAAGAUACGGAAGAUGAAACCAAUGAAAAUGAUUUGGAGUCGAGCACAACUGUGGAAAGUAUUGAUGAGAAAUCGGUUACAAAAGAGGAGGAUAACGAAGUAGUGCAAGCUAAUGGGAGUUUUGAGAUACAAGAAGCUACACCAGAAAAGCAAAAUGUAACAGAAGCAAAAAUGGAGCAAAAAAACAAAAGCGAUCCGAGCUCAUCAGUAAAUAAUGCCCCAGAAAAACUUGUAAAGCCGAGAAAAGAGGAUAUGUGA
Acanthocheilonema viteae is the source of this 807-nucleotide messenger RNA. NCBI's taxonomy places the organism in Eukaryota, Metazoa, Nematoda, Chromadorea, Rhabditida, Onchocercidae. The record is from the annotation of a GenBank genome assembly.